GGCGGAAGUGGGGCGUUUGGGGGUUCUCUUUCAUCUCAGGCGCUUCCCUGGGCAGGAUGGAGGCGUCUGGCGCUCUCAGCGUGGAGGCCUUGCGGGAGCGGCUGCUCCAGGGGCUCGAGGCCGAGCACGUGGUAAGCGAGGCAGCCCCCCAGGGAUCUUUGACCCGCCCCUCUUUCUCUGAAAAAGAAGCCGCCGCUUCCUUUGUUGGAAGAGCCAGUCUGUCUCCUUUCCCUGCGUGGCUCCUGGACGCACUUUAUUCUCUCCCAGCGCCAGCCUGGUCCGGGUUUGCUCGGAAGGAAGGGCUGCUGUGUUUAGUGAGCUUACUCCGAGGAAAGUGUGCACAGAAAUAUAGCCUCACACUAGUUAGCUGUCAGCUGCAAAUCUUGGCAAUUAAAAUAUUGGGAGGAGUGCAAGGAGAGAGAUAAGUAAUGCAUCUGAUAGAUAUUAAAUUUUGUCUAAAAUGAGAUCAAACCAGAACGACUAUCACCUAUACUCUAGGACCCGUGGGACACCUUUUAGCCUUGUCAUAAGCAUUGUCUGCUAUUCCUAAGUGCUUUCCACUGAGCUUGCUGGGGUUUGCUUUCUAUAAGUGUACCUAGGAUUGCACCCUUGACCAACUUUGGGUGGUUCUGUAGUAAGAUUAAGAGAAGUGGGUGUACCCUUCUUAGUAAGGAGUGGACCAUCACUGUUUCUGUUGCACACCUUGGUACGCAUUAUGCACACACCUUGGUACUUGGCUUGCUUUGUAUUUUCACGACAUGCAGGUACCUUACCCUGAAAUGAAUUUGCAAGGGGAGGGGUGGCCUGCAUUGACUCCUCUUCUAAACUCUGUAUCAAUCAACCUUUUCCUCAUCCAAUUACACAAGGAAGUGGAAGACACAACCCCUGGACGCUGUGCCACAAGCUUCAAAGUCCUGGUAGUUUCCCCACGAUUCCGAGGAAAAGCCCUGUUGCAGCGGCAUCGGUAAGUAGGAAGAGGAUGAGUUAGCAUAGCUAGGGGGACUCUCUUCUCCUCUCACUGGUUGGCAGUGUCUCUUUAAAGACUCAGAUUCUUGAGUCAAAAUACUCCCAAAUAAAGUAUUCUUUGUAUCUCUCACCCGCUCUUGUCAGUGCUACAGCUUCAUGUGCCGUUCCUUACCCAGCAACUUCUCCCUUCCAUGAUUGUUUCAUUCUUGCAUUUACUUACAUUUCUAUCCCACCUUUGCUACAGGGACCUCAAGGUGGAUCACAUGCCCCUUGCCUGAUUUUACUUUCACAACAACCAUGUGAAGGAGGGUUAGGCUGAGAGUGACUGGCCCAAGGUCAUUCCGUGAGCUUCAUGGCACAGCAGAUUUUUGAAUCUGGGUCUUCUCCUAGUCCAAUGAUGGCCAAACAUGGCCCUCCAGCUGUUUUUGACUACAACUCCCAUCAUCCCUAGCUAACAGAACUAGUGGUCAGGGAUGAUGGGAAUUGUAGUCCCAAAACAACUGGAGGGCCAAGUUUAGCCAUCACUGUCCUAGUCCAACACUCUUAGCUCUUACACCAGGCUCAUUACACCCUUGCCUAUAUCACUUAACACACUGCACUUUAACAAAAUUCCAUUGCGUUCACAAUGAAUUGUGUAUAUCUCAAAAACACACUCACUGACAUUUUCCGUAUCCUUGGAAUUUAUUAAAUUGAUUUUCUGAUUUUUCAUUCAUGUGAUCAAAGUGGCUAAAUCAGAGCUGCCUAAGGUUUAAUUACGUUAAACCAAAUAGCACUUUAUAAAUAUGCAAGACUCAGGAAAUGUUUUACAAACUUUGUCCAUAAAAACAUGGUCAGUGAUUAUUUUCUGGAAAACUUGGAAUCAAUAAAAUGCCUUAAGUAGAGGGGGCUCUUAUCUGGAGUUAGCCAUUUGAGUUGUAUUUAAUAAACAAAACUAAAUAUGCAUGUCAUGUUAGGCUUACAUGUGGUAUAAUUUUCUCUUCCAAAAGCACUUCAAUGAUUGUAUGUAUUAUUGAUUCCCCCCCCCCCCCAGUGUUACUUGAAUGUUUUAUUCAAACAGACUGAAAGCUUUACUUGGAAAUUUUAUUUAUUGGAGUACUUGCAAAUGUUCAGACAUAACAAUUCAAUAGCAUAGACUUCCCUUACAUUGUUUAAAUUUUAGGGAUGGGGGAAAUGAAGGCACUGAAAACUAACAUACUAACAGCCCAAAGUGCUGCGUAUUAGAUACAGAUGUUUCAUUGUAUAGUGGUAUGAAAAAGUUAAUUACGACUUUGAAGCCAACCAAUUUGACUGGUAUUGUACGGAUUCCCCACACUACUAAUCACAUCUGCAGCCAUUCAUUUUUGGAAAUGUCAAAAAUUUUCACAGAGAAGAGUGGUGAAACAGUUUCCACACCACACCAUUGACUUCUUGAAUUAAUUGGUUUGAUUGUGUGCGUUAGAAGUUGUUGCUGGUAGCUAAAAAUGGCCAGAGUGGUAAUUUAAAAACUUACAUGACUAAGAUGCAGUCUAGAAGCAAGAAUGCCCUUGGAUUUUUGCCUAUUUCCAUCUCCUCUCCCCACCUUCCCUAGGCUGGUCAAUGAAGUCUUAGUGGAGGAGUUGAAGCACAUUCACGCCUUUGAGCAGAGAACGCUAACGCCAGAGCAGUGGGCGAAAGAACAAGAAGCUAAGUGAGAGAGGAGCUCCUCUGCCCUGGGAAAGAAGGCGGCGGCAGCCCAGAGACCAAAACAAACCCCCAAGGGAAUGGGAGAGGCAGCUGUGGAGCAAACAUAUGCAGGUGUGGGACCCACCCUGGUCUCUCCAGUGGGAAUACUAGGAGGACUUGGAAGAGCAUGUAGCAGAAAAUAAAAUGUAAAACCAG
Molecule: messenger RNA, 2823 nt
Organism: Podarcis lilfordi (Lilford's wall lizard)
Lineage: Eukaryota; Metazoa; Chordata; Lepidosauria; Squamata; Lacertidae
Source: the annotation of a GenBank genome assembly